AUGGUAUUAGAUGAAACCCUAACUCUAGCCCACUGGAAUGCUGUCAUGACCACUCCGACUGACGAAUCGUCUUCUACCAACCCUACUCCUUCUGUUGUUCCUUCUUCUGUGGAUUAUUCGAAUCCAUACUACCUUCAAAGUGGAGAUCAUCCCGUUGUGAUGCUCGUCUCCCAACCCCUUGCUAGUGAUAAUUUUCUCACCUGGAAUAGAUCCAUGUCUAUGGCCCUUAUUGCUAAAAACAAACUCUGUUUUGUUGAUGGUGCUUUGUCGAAACCUUAUGAGAGUGAUCCUAUUUAUCAUGCUUGGAUUCGCUAUAAUACUGUUGUUUUUUCUUGGUUGCUUAAUGCUUUGUCUAAAGAAAUCGCAUCCUCAAUCCUUUACAUCGAUACUGCAGAAGAAAUGUGGAAUGAUUUAAAUGAACGAUUUGCACAAAGCAAUCAGCCUCGUAUCUUCCAGAUCUGGAAGACUAUUUUGCAUCUUUACUUCAAGAAAAUGUCUCUGUAA
Messenger RNA from Carya illinoinensis, 504 nucleotides. RefSeq lists its product as uncharacterized. Lineage: Eukaryota; Viridiplantae; Streptophyta; Magnoliopsida; Fagales; Juglandaceae. The coding region runs from base 1 to 504 and encodes 167 amino acids. The transcript has a single exon. The record is from RefSeq and is a predicted model, not a curated record.